CCUUCUACUCUCCCAGGACACAGACACAAUCUACAUCUCUCGCUGCUCUGUCCAGCUCCUGUGCCAGCCAUGGCAAUCCAGGAGCCCCUCCACGUGAAGACCCCACUGCGUGACAGCAUGGCCCUGUCCAAAGUGGCUGGCACCAGUGUGUACCUAAAGAUGGACAGUUCCCAGCCCUCAGGCUCCUUCAAGAUCCGAGGCAUUGGACACCUCUGCAAGACGAGGGCAGCACAAGGCUAUAGACAUUUUGUCUGCUCUUCAGCGGGCAAUGCAGGCAUGGCAACGGCCUAUGCUGCCAGAAGGCUGGGCAUCCCGGCCACUAUCAUUGUACCUAGCACCACACCCACCCUCACCAUUGAGCGGCUCAAGAAUGAAGGUGCCACAGUUGAAGUUGUGGGAGAGAUGUUGGAUGAAGCCAUCCAGCUGGCCAAGGCUCUAGAAAAGAACAACCCGGGCUGGGUGUACAUCCAUCCAUUCGAUGACCCGCUCAUCUGGGAAGGCCACACUUCCAUUAUCAAGGAACUGAAGGAGACGCUGAGUGCCAAGCCUGGGGCCAUCGUGCUUUCCGUUGGCGGCGGGGGCCUGCUGUGUGGAGUCGUCCAGGGGCUGCAAGAGGUGGGCUGGGAGGAUGUGCCUGUCAUCGCCAUGGAGACCUUCGGUGCCCACAGCUUCCAUGCUGCCAUCAAGGAAGGGAAGCUGGUCACCCUGCCCAAGAUCACGAGUGUUGCCAAGGCCUUGGGUGUGAACACUGUGGGGGCACAGACCCUGAAGCUGUUUUACGAACACCCCAUUUUCUCUGAGGUCAUCUCGGACCGGGAGGCUGUGUCCGCUAUUGAGAAGUUUGUGGAUGACGAGAAGAUCCUAGUGGAACCAGCGUGCGGUGCAGCUCUGGCUGCAGUGUACAGUGGCGUGGUGUGCAGGCUGCAGGAUGAGGGCCGGCUGCCAAGGCCGCUGGCUUCACUGGUGGUAGUCGUGUGUGGCGGCAGCAACAUCAGCCUGGCCCAGCUGCAGGCUCUCAAGGCACAGCUCGGUCUGAACGGGCUGCCCAAGUGACCCCGCACCCCUAAGUAGUGUGGGCAGAGGAUGCACCUGACAGUGGCCCCACCCUCCUUUACCCGUGUUUAUAAUGUGCACUUUUUCAUUGUAAAUAAAUAAUAUAUAUAUUUAUAAAGCAAAGACUUUAGAGUUUUGUUUGUUCUUGACAUGCGGCCUACGUGCAGCGUAAGUUGGCCGGCCUCCAGAGUGCUGCUGUAACGGGCAUUUGCGGGCACGCUGCCACAGCUGCCCUGGCCCCCAGAGGAGCAAUGCUCCCUACCCACGUACUAGUCACUUGGGUCUCCCAGUGGGCUGGUGUAAGAGUGGAACCCACACAUUCACCAUAGAGACCUGGGGUAGGGGCAAAGUGGCUGGGAGAUGCACAGACAAAGCCACCACAUUCUAACAUGAAGUCCUUACUAACAGGACAAGGACAUCCUUAAAACACCAGUAGCCCCACCCAUGUGCAAGAAAACCAACCCUGUACUCUUGUCUGCAGGGCAGGAAAGGUGAAGCGAAUUUGACCUCCCCUUCCAGCAAAACCCAAAAUACAUGACAGGCACUGGGCUGGCUGGGGCAGAGCCAUCCACUCCGCUCAGGACCUCCAGACACUGGCAGAGCAGGUCUUUCACUCCACUGCCCACCCCAGCAUGGCAGGGCUCUAGGACGCUGUUCUACAUCAGUGCGGUUAGCUUUUGUGCCUAUCACAAAGGGACAUUCCCUCACUUUCCUAACAAAGUCCAAGUACUGAGGGUUCAGUGAGGAUCUACUAUGAGCAAGGGUGAAGCCUAUAUUCCAGGAGUGCAGCGCCCAUCUCCCAGGACCCCACCAACAGAUUAGGCAGGAAGAGGACCAGAGCCCAGACCUCUGGUUCACAGGUUUUGAGUUCUCAGCCUGUGAGACCAAACAGGGAGGACUCUGUUUCUUGUGGAUCUCUGGACCUCACAACAGGACUUAGGAUCUUGGUGGUCAGCAGGGCAGGCCAGAGUAGGACCCAUGUGAGAUGGCUACUGAGAGAAAGAGCUGAUGGACAGAGGC
Messenger RNA from Microtus ochrogaster (prairie vole), 2073 nucleotides. RefSeq names its product serine dehydratase (gene Sds). Gene Ontology annotation, molecular function: L-serine ammonia-lyase activity; pyridoxal phosphate binding; threonine deaminase activity. Lineage: Eukaryota; Metazoa; Chordata; Mammalia; Rodentia; Cricetidae. Gene Ontology annotation, biological process: L-serine catabolic process; L-threonine catabolic process. The record is from RefSeq and is a predicted model, not a curated record.